AGUCAACACUUGGCGGCUGAGCCCGCUUCUAUCUUGUAGCACUUGUGCUAACAGCGUUCGAGGAUGGCCAAGUUGCUCCUCUUCCUUACCCUGGCCCUGGCGGCCGGACAGGACUAUGAUCCGGUGCUGGCGGAGUCCUGUCUCGAGGACGCCGAGUGCGCUUUGUCCUUGCGUCAGCUUCGCGGCAAGCAGUCCUUCGCCAACAUUGCGGACCACUGGCAAAGCCCAGAUGCGGAAGCGGAGUCGGCUGCCACGGAGGAAGCGGAGCCAACGACGGCGGAUGUGAAGCCAACAACAGCGGAUGUGAUUCCCAUGACGCCGGAUGCGAAGCCGAUGAUGAAGCCGAUGACGGCGGAUUUGCCCGCACCCACAGCUACGACGGCCAAGAAGGACACAGAGGAUCCCUUUAGCAAGCCGGCAGAGGAGCUUGAUCCUGGCUUCAGCCAGCCCGCUGCCACCACCGUGAAGCCUGACGAGAGCCCUGCGACGGCAGAGGCGGCAUCGGAGGACCCUUUCAGCAAGCCGGCGGAGGAGGUUGAUCCUGGCUUCAGCCAGCCCGCUGCCACCACCGUGAAGCCUGACGAGAGCCCUGCGACGGCAGAGGCGGCAUCGGAGGUGACACCUGCUGAAGGGCAGGCAGCGACCGGGAACUGGAGGCUUGAAAAGCUCUUUAUGGGCGCAGAGCUGGGCGAGUAUCCUCUGGCGGAGAAGAUGAAGGGCCGGCCGGUGACUGCAAGCAUUCGAGAGAAGGACGGCAAGAUCCAGAUUAGCAUGCGGAUUGUCAACACCCUGAACUUCUUUGCAACAUCGAAAGCAGAUACCUCCCUGGCACCUUUCGAUGCUUUGACCAUCACCGGCCCAGGCAUCUCCACCAUGAUGGCCGGGCCUGAGAGCAUGAUGCAGACAGAAGGCGCAGUGUCCCGAGCUCUGCCGAGCGUUCGUAAGUGGCUGGUGAAAGAUGGCAAGCUCAUCAUCAGCGGACCCACUAUGGAGAUGACCUUUGUCCGGCCUAGCGAGGAGCCUGCGACCACCGAGGACCCGGCGGACAGCUCACCUGCAGAGCCUGCAGCCGAGCCGCUGCCGGAGAAGACCGCUCCGGAGCCGCCAGCCAAGCCCGCCACGCUGCCGGCCCAAGUGGAAGAGCCGCCAGCCAAGCCUGCCACUCUACCGGCCCCCGUUGAAGAGCCGCCAGCCACGCCCGCCACGCUGCCGGCCCCCGUUGAAGAGCCAGCCAAGCCCGCCACACUGCCGGCCCCUGUUGAAGAGCCAGCCAAGCCCGCCACACUGCCGGCCCCCGUUGAGGAGCCAGCAACGCCUGCCACACUGCCGGCCCCCGUUGAAGAGCCAGCCAAGCCCGCCACACUGCCGGCCCCCGUUGAGGAGCCAGCAACGCCUGCCACACUGCCGGCCCCCGUUGAAGAGCCAGCCAAGCCCGCCACACUGCCGGCCCCCGUUGAAGAGCCAGCCAAGCCCGCCACAUUGCCGGCGGAAGAGCCAGAGGAGGCGGAGGAGCAGGAGGAGGAGGCGGAGGAGGAGCCAACUCCCGCGGUGAACAACACUCUGCAGAUGGAGUGGGAAGAGAAGCAGGGCGGCCUGUGUUGCUACAGCGGUGACAACCCCGCGGACACCUGCGGCAGCUGCUAUCCCACGGCGGUGGCAUCUUACAAGAGCCCCUGCGCCUCAGGGAAGUACAAGUGCAUGUCCUGCGGCGGCAGCUGGUGCCAGCCCAAGUGCGUCAUGGGCGCGGCGGACCCCAAGAACAAGUGCAAGACCGCCUUCCCCACAGGCAUCGCGGACUCCAAGAGCACCUGCGGCGCCAACGCCAAGACCUGCGCGGCCUGCGAAGGCGAAUGGUGCAGGACCGGCGUGUCCUCGGUGCCGGAGGCCCACAAGGGCCCUGUGAGCAGCUCCGACGCUUCCAUCGCCACAUCCACGGUGCAGGGCUUCUGCUGCUACCGCGGCAACGUCUUCGCCAAGAACAUGUGCGGCGCCUGUGAGGACGUGUCGAUGGACAUUGCGUGCGCCAACGUGGCAGGAUGUGGCAAGUGCGGAGGCACCUGGUGUGCUGGGCCUCGUUGCGUGAAAGCCUACAAGGACAAGAGCAACCCCUGCGGCUCCGCAUACCUCACGAGCGUGGCGAGUGCGAAGGACUACUGCGGCGGCUCCGAGAGCCAUUGCCUGGACUGCGCGGGAGCCUGGUGCUCCGCGGACAACAUCACCUACAUCAGCGGGGAGAAGUUCGACCCCUCCAAGCCCAUUGCCGCGGAGGAGCCGGAAGACGAGGAGGUGGAGGAAGUGGUGGAGGUGGAGCCUGAGGAGCCAGUGCAGGUCGAAACCAUCGACGAUCUCUUCCCCAAUCCGUUGGCCCCCAUCCCGUGAGCGUCUCUUUGACCGCGCCGAUGGCGUGGUGUCGGGGCCCUGCAAAGCAACGAAACAAGCA
Effrenium voratum is the source of this 2440-nucleotide messenger RNA. Lineage: Eukaryota; Dinophyceae; Suessiales; Symbiodiniaceae. The record is from the annotation of a GenBank genome assembly.